Molecule: messenger RNA, 4744 nt
Organism: Rhineura floridana
Lineage: Eukaryota; Metazoa; Chordata; Lepidosauria; Squamata; Rhineuridae
Gene: SLC2A2
Product: solute carrier family 2 member 2
Exons: 11
Coding region: 388-1920 (510 amino acids)
Biological process (GO): monosaccharide transmembrane transport
Cellular component (GO): membrane; brush border
Molecular function (GO): hexose transmembrane transporter activity
Source: RefSeq, a predicted model, not a curated record
UGUGAAUGUCCAAAAUGUGAUACACUCCCAGCGAGAAUUUCAGCCCAUUUUGGUGGGCUUAUCAAUGUACAUGCCCCUUUGGCCUUUGCACUUUUCCUAUUUAAACAGUCGGGUAAACGCUGCUGAGUGCUUGGUUUUUCAUUAACAUUCAACUUUGUUAAUUCUGGCCUCCCUAGCCACAAAUAAGCUCUCCUCACAUUGUCUCUCACCUACUGCUCCUCCUUCUCCUGAGGAGUUAUAAACAUCCUAGGAAUGACUAUGCCUCUCCAGUUCUCUAGGUAACAGGCUCAGUCAAUGCGAAAGGACCGCUCUGUUGAACACAUUUCUUUUGACAAGUGACGAUAAGCUUUUUUUGGCUGCCUGGAUCAAUCGGGGAAGACCAAGACGAUGGGGAAGAACGUGAAAACUGGAAUUAUGAAGGAUGUUACAGGUACCCUAUUUUUCUCAGUCUUCACUGCGGUGCUUGGCUUUUUCCAGUAUGGGUAUUGCAUUGGAGUCAUCAAUGCUCCGCAACAGAUCAUCAUGAUGCACUAUGGUAAGGUGCUGAACAUUAUAUCUGAAAAGAACACCACAGCAACUGAUGCCGUCCUUAAGCACCCUAAAAUCUUGAUGCUGUGGUCCUUGUCUGUGGCCAUGUUUGCUGUCGGUGGAAUGAUUUCCUCUUUCACUGUUGGUUGGAUUGGAGAAAAGAUGCCAAGAGUCAAAGCGAUGCUACUGGUGAAUGUUCUUGCAAUCUCUGGGAAUAUUUUUUUGGCCGUGUCAAAAUUUGGUCCCUCUCAUGUCCUCAUUGUUAUCGGAAGAGCAUUGACAGGACUGCAUUGUGGUCUCUCAUCCGGACUUGUUCCAUUGUAUGUUGGAGAGAUUUCCCCUAUCGCUCUCCGAGGGGCUCUGGGAUCAUUGCACCAGCUUGCUGUCGUUAUAGGCAUUCUCAUCAGCCAGGUUCUUGGUCUACACUUCCUCCUGGGAAGGAAUCAAACGUGGCCAUUGCUCCUCAGUCUAUCUGGUAUCGCGGCCGUUCUUCAGAUUUUCUUGCUCUUGAUUUGCCCAGAGAGCCCUCGGUACAUGUACAUUAAAUGUGGAGACCUAGAGGGAGCCAGAAAAAGCUUGAAAAGGCUCAGAGGAGAAAGCUAUGAUCCUACCAAAGAGAUUGAGGACAUGGAGAAAGAAAAGGAAGAAGCCUCAAAAGAAAAGCCCAUCUCGAUUUGGCAGCUUAUCACCUCCUCUACCUACAGGCAGCCAUUCCUGGUGGCCAUCGGGGUUCACAUUGCUCAGCAAUUUUCGGGAAUUAAUGCUAUUUUCUACUACUCUACAGAUAUUUUCAAAACUGCUCGUGUCAGCCAGCCUAUUUAUGCGACCAUAGGAGUGGGAUUUGUGAACACCGUCCUCACUGUGGUUGCUGUUUUCCUGGUGGACAAAGCAGGGAGGCGCUCCCUCUUUAUAGCUGGCCUAUUAGGCAUGAUGGUGUGUGCAACAACAAUGACCAUUGGCCUUGUCCUUCAGCCCAAACUUGCAUGGAUGAGCUACGUAAGCCUGACUUCCGUCUUCCUCUUUGUCAGUUUCUUUGAAAUUGGCCCGGGACCAAUUCCCUGGUUUAUUGUUGCCGAGUUAUUCAGCCAAGGCCCUCGCCCAGCAGCCGUCGCGAUGGCUGGCUUUAGCAACUGGUUCACCAAUUUCUGCAUUGGAAUGUUCUUCCCAUACGUAGCUAAACUAUGUGGCUCAUACGUGUUCCUGAUCUUUGCCGGCUUGCUCGUCCUUUUUGUUUUGUUUAUUUACUACAAAGUUCCAGAAACCAAAGGCAAGUCAUUUGAGGAAAUUGCAGAGGAGUUCCGUCGCCGAAACAAAGGAGCGAAGGGAGCAGGAAUCAAAGGGCCCAAGGCAGCAACGGAACUGGAGCAUUUGGGAGGCACUUCGGAGGCAUAAUGUCCAUCCGUACAAGAAGGAAGAAUGAAAAGAAUGUGUUAUUCAUGCUGCUGGGAGAAGUUCUGGAGAGAGCAUAUGUUUAAAAUGUAAAAAAUAUGGGAAAUGAUCCUGGAAGGUCGAGUCUGUUCUGUGGCUUCAGCUGGAUGUGUUUGUAGAGCUAUGUCUUUCUCCCGCUUCUCUAGGAACUCACUUAAUAUCGAGUUCCAACCUCUCAAAUGUUUUUUGUGCAAAAGAGGCAGAGGCAGGAACUGCAGUGGUCCCUGAACAGGGAUGUGUGCUCCAGUUAAUUUGUUCUGUGGUGGUCUGCUGGAGACGAAGAGGUUAGGGAUGGGAUAGAGAUUUGAUUCAGUUGACAUUUAAAAGUGAGCUUACCUAAUUCACCCUUUCUGAAACAGUACACGAACCAAAACUCAGCCAGCCUUCAAAAUCCACAAGUCUCUGAAUUUUGCAAUGCAGUUCUCCAGCCAAGUAAUGUGUUAAAAAAUGAAUAUACUGGGGGGAGGUGUGCAUAAAAAUGCAAAUAUUUGUGAAACCAGCAUACAAAAAUGCUUUAUACUAGGAAAAUUGCUCUGCAAAAAUGUAUAUAUGAGGCAAAAUUGCAUGCAGACAUGUAUAUAUUGGAAGAAAUUUGUACGAAAAUGCUGAUGAAUUUUCAUGGGCCUUUUUUAAAAAAAAAUGGCAAACUGCUGUUGAAAUGUGAAGAAUUGAAUUUAGGACUGGAAACAUGAUAAAAUGAAAUUGACAGAUUCACCUAUCUCUGCAAGAGAGGUGGUGAAGCAGCGCAGACAACUCAAAAGGGCUGCUGCUGUGUGGUCAUUUAUUCUCAAAACCCAGCUAUUUUGCAUGUAUGAAAAUCCCCAGCUUUCUCCUUGGUGGGAAGCAUUUGACCAGUUCAGCAAUUCAGCUGCUAUUGACUUAGCUUGACCACAUUGUUUUGGUUGCCUCUUAGGGAUUUUAAAGGGAAAUAUAGUUAAGUAGAAAGCUAAUUUUUGUUUUUCCCUCAGUAUUUUUGUCGCUGCUGUGGACUAGGAAAUAAUAGGGGGAAUCCCCAACUAGUAGGAACACAGGAAGUUGCCUAACACCAAGUCAGACCAGUUAGUCCAUUUAGCUCAGUAUUGUCUACCCUGACUGGCAGCAGCUCUCCAGGGUUCUAGGCACGGGUCUCUCUCACAAUUAUCAGGAGAUGCCGGGGAUUGAGCAUGUGCUCAACCACUGAGCCACGGUCUGUCCCAAAGGGAUAGUAGACGCUUCACCUACCUCUUGUCUGUAUGGGCACAUAUGUUUUCCACAGAUCAGGAGAGGAUGUAUUAAGAUUGGUCAAAUGAUGCAAGGGGGAAGGGUCAAUCUCCUGCUCUAGUGCCACAGUGACGGACCUAGUGGCUGCAUUUACCCUUUUGAAAAAACAUAGGCGAUCUGAUCACAGAUCUCCUACCCAGGCCUGUUAGUUGCAUUUAUAGGCUUUGUCCCAGUUCACAUAUCACAGGUCUGCCAUGAAUAUGGAGAUCGCUCAUGCUUUCCUCCCCUGGGCUCCUACUGGGAGGAAGGGCGGGAUAUAAAUCAAAUAAUAAGUAAGUAAGUGGGAGUGUAGUGUUAGGUCUGAACCAGGGCUUCUGGUGUGGAGAACAAACUUGGCUUCACAUUGUGGUUUGUCUGGAGUGAAAGACCUCACACUAAUCCCAGAUAUCAGGGUUUGUUACUCCCGUUCACACUAGGAGGAGUGAAAUGGGAGCCACCUAUACAUUGUUAUUGUCUGGGGCUGAUGAGAAAUGUAUUAUGAAACAUCUGGAGGGCAUUGGAUUGGGGAGGCUAGCUUAGGGCUUUAAAGUUCAUCACCACCACUUUAAACUGAGCCUGGAAACUAACUGGCAACUGAUGCAAUUUGAUUUGGUCCUUGAAAGAUAUCAGUAAUAGACGGGCUGAUUAAUUUAUUUUUUUAAAUAUUUUUAAAAUAUCGACUGGCAGAAGUACUUUAUUUCUUACCUGCCACAAAGGGGUAUUGGUGUAUUGCCUGGGAUCCUGGCUGGCCUCAUUUGCCUUUUCAUAGCUCCUGUUUGUUCACAUUUGCAUUUCCAAAGCAAUAGCGCUCCAUGAGAAAACAGGCGCCUGACAGUAAUGAUUGUGUACAGGCAUUACUAAUGCACGAAAGGCAAGGGACCACUGCCAUGGCUGCUCUGCCCUUACCAAGCCAUACUAGAACAGAAGUCUUCACCCAGCAGUAUUAUCUAGGUUUGCAAGAGUGCUAUCCUGGUAACCUUGAACAGUGUUUGCUGACAAUCAUGGUUGCUCUUUACCUUCAUCAGUCUUGCAUAUGGAAGGUCAGCUUCACAAGUAGGCAAGGUAUAGUUGCUGAAGCCCUCAUUUGCUCAGGGCCAAGGCAGUACCGACACCUGACACCCCAAAGCAGGAGAGGGGGACCUUUGGCCCUCGAGAUGUUGCUGGACUCCAACUCCUGCUAUACCUGGCCAUGCUUGCUAGCACGGAUGGGAAUUUUAGUUCAUCAACUUCUGGAGGGCCAAAGGUCUCCCUCUCCUGCUUUAGGGAGUCAGUUUUGCCUUGGCUCUGAGCAAAUGAGAGAGAUUUCUUUACUAGAUUUGACAUUUCAAACAUCUAAAACAUGAAAAUCUGAAAAUGGUUAAUUUCAGAUAAUUUUUUAAAAAUGGAGGCAUGAUCCCCCUUCAUGCACAGAUAGAAGCAUGCUGAGGGGCAUCUGACAGCUGCUAUGAAUAGCCUGUGGGUGCUUCUAGACUGUUGCUAUUUUUGGAUGGGAUUCAAUCAUAUCCAGGCAAACUGAGGCUGUGCAAUUAAAACUGAUUUAUGCAACAAA